Messenger RNA from Schistosoma haematobium, 1493 nucleotides. Its product is annotated as 26S proteasome regulatory subunit 6B, variant 3. Gene Ontology annotation, molecular function: ATP hydrolysis activity; proteasome-activating activity; ATP binding. The record is from RefSeq and is a predicted model, not a curated record. Bases 43 to 1326 code for a protein of 427 amino acids. Gene Ontology annotation, cellular component: proteasome regulatory particle, base subcomplex. Lineage: Eukaryota; Metazoa; Platyhelminthes; Trematoda; Strigeidida; Schistosomatidae. The transcript is spliced from 7 exons. Gene Ontology annotation, biological process: proteasome-mediated ubiquitin-dependent protein catabolic process.
GCCAGUCGGUUUGAAUUGCUACGCUACAGGAAUUAGUAAGCGAUGGAAGAAAUUGGGUUAGCACCACAAGUUACAAAGGAACUUGAGAUAACCGAAAGUUCGGGAAUAAACUUUGGGCAUAUAGAUCCUCUCCAGCUGAGCGAGGAAGAUCUGUAUGUAAAACUAAAGAUCCUUGAAAAGCAAAUUGAGUUCAUUCAGGUACAAGAAAACUAUAUCAAAGAUGAACAGAAAAAUUUAAAAAAAGAGUACUUGCAUGCCCAAGAAGAAGUCAAGCGUAUCAAAAGCGUCCCUCUUGUCAUUGGACAGUUUCUAGAAGCUGUCGAUCAGAGCACCGGUAUUGUAGGAUCCACAACUGGUUCGAAUUACUACGUUCGAAUAUUAUCUACAAUCGAUCGUGAGCUGUUAAAGCCAAGUGCCAGCGUCGCUCUCCACAAACACAGCAAUGCUUUGGUUGAUGUCCUUCCCCCAGAAGCAGAUAGUAGUAUCACAAUGCUUCAGGCUGAUGAGAAACCUGAUGUAUCCUACUCUGAUAUUGGUGGUAUGGAUAUGCAGAAGCAGGAAGUGAGAGAAGCUGUUGAAUUGCCUUUAACUCAUUUCGAAUUAUACAAGCAAAUUGGGAUUGAUCCACCUAGAGGUGUUCUAAUGUAUGGUCCUCCAGGUUGUGGGAAGACAAUGUUAGCCAAAGCAGUCGCUCAUCAUACUACUGCUGCUUUUAUUCGUGUUGUUGGAUCGGAAUUUGUCCAGAAGUAUCUGGGAGAAGGUCCUCGAAUGGUUCGGGAUGUGUUUCGUUUGGCUAAAGAAAAUGCUCCAGCAAUCAUAUUUAUCGACGAAAUCGAUGCUAUCGCCACUAAGCGGUUUGAUGCUCAAACUGGAGCUGACCGUGAAGUACAGCGUAUCCUAUUAGAACUGUUGAACCAAAUGGACGGAUUCGACCAAAACGUAAAUGUGAAGGUUAUUAUGGCUACAAAUCGUGCCGAUACAUUAGACCCAGCACUUUUGCGCCCUGGUCGACUUGAUCGCAAAAUCGAAUUCCCAAUGCCAGAUCGUCGUCAAAAACGCCUUAUUUUCUCAACUGUCACCAGCAAAAUGAAUCUCAGUGAUGAUAUUGACUUAGAAGAUUAUGUUGCACGACCAGAUAAGAUCUCUGGUGCAGACAUCAACGCUAUUUGCCAAGAGGUAAUAUUUCUGCAUUAUCAAGUAACUCAAUUCAAAUACAUCUUCAAUAUAUAUCGUGAUUUGUUUGCCGUAACCCAAUGUUCUGAUAUUUUGUUUCAUCUAUUGAGUGUGUUUACGACUGAUAUUCUCAUUUCACUCUUUACACAGUAGAUUUCUCUUUAAAACAGAUUGUAAAACUUGCUUCAUCCUUUUAUUCUUUUUAGGCUGGAAUGCAGGCAGUUCGAGAAAAUCGUUAUGUUGUUCUAGCAAAAGAUUUUGAGAAAGGUUACAAAAAUAGUUUAAAGAAAGAUGAACAAGAACUGGAAUUUUACAAGUAG